UCGUCAAGCUGACGGCCCAAACAUCCGGCCAAGAAAGCGGAAGAGAGGAAGACGACACCCCAAACAAAACGCCUGCUUGACGUAGUUUGAUUUAAUUUUUUAAAAAAUCAUUAAAAUGUUGAAAGGGUGGGUGAAUGAGCGACUAAUGGUGGCAGCUGAUGAAAUAGUCGCGCUGUUUGAACGAACGAUAGCGUCGUACGAGAGGGAACUUUCUCGAACAAGAGAGAAGGAGCGACUUCGUGAUCCGCAAGACCGUCAAAUUGUGCUAAACAUUGAAGACGUCCGGCAGCUGACUGAUCAUCAAGAAAAAUAUCCCCCUCUCCAUGGAGAGGAUCCACAGCCCACCCUGUUUAAAGAAGAAGAGGUGGAAGAGUGUCAUCUACGCCUGGAGGAGGCUGAUCUCACCAAGUUUCCACUGACUGUUGUCUCUGUGAAGACUGAAGACCAUGAAGACAAACCACCUGAGUCCUCACAGCUUCAUUAUAAUUCAGGUGAGGAGAGUAGAGGGGUGCAGCCUCCAACACGACACAUGACAACAGAUGCUGGUGGAGGAUCACAAGCAGACAACCUCUUAGCUCCACUAUCAGAUGGUGACAUUACAACGUCACACUCUCCUGAGAAUGAAGACUGGGACGACGCACAAGAACCUUUGAGCAGCCAUACAGGCUGUGGAGACCUUCUUUCUGGCCACCCCUUGCUCGGCACGCUGCAUCAACCAGUGGGGCAAAGCACACCUUACCCAAACAAACAAUGUAAUCAAGAGGAGAUGGUUUACGUCCUGCUGAAGGAAGAUGACCAUGCUGCUGCAAAUGAUUUUCUGCUUACAAAACCACAGAUGUUGAAGGUCUCUGAAUUCAAUGUUGUCAGUAGGGGAAUCUUAUGUGCUGGCAUAGAUUCUGCACCAAACUCUUCUGGUGGAAUUUACACAGAAGGGGAUCGCAGUCAGACUCAGUCAGUAAACUCACAUAACAUGGAAGUGGCAUCCAGUGCUGAUCAAAUGUUGUCAGAAUUUGGGAUUAAGGGCUACGCGAGACCCACAACCUUCACAGAACAGUUGCCAGCGCCAGAGGUUCCAACUCCGCAAUGGUUAUUAGGUGAAACGCAAGGAAAUAACAAAGCUUAUGAGUACAGCAGUGUUCCCCUUCCAGAAGAACAGCUAGAGGAGCCAUCACUACUGGAUGAGGGACAAAAUGAAUCUGGCUUGACUACAGAGAAGACCCUUGUUAAAAUUGAAGGAAAGAACUAUUGGAAAGAAAAACAACAGUCCGGUAAAAAAGUAAAAUGCCUGCAAAAUACUAAGAAAAAAAUAAGUGGUUUACCAUCCAAUAAUGGUGCGGAACAUGAGGGGGACACAUCUUCGCAUGGAAUCUCAAAAGUGUGUCUAAGGUCAAGUACGUCUCAAGAUACGACCACAAAAAGUGCAUUCCCACCUGGGAGUCGUGGGAAGUGUAUCUCCACUCAGGGAAAAGCUAGCUCAAAAAAAACACAUUUCCCACACCAGGAUCGGUCUGGCAAUAACAAGACCGAAUCUUUAAGGACGAGAUCGACUGGAGAUGCUGCUAAUUCCAACAAGCCCAUAUCUGAAAAGUCUUGCAGGGAAUCUCUCGGAAGUACCAACUUUUCUGGAGAAGAGCAGUCUUUGAAACAGUUUACAAGACAAUCCAAUUCAUUAUCGGGCAAUACUGGUCUCCCGAGUUCUCCGUGCGCCGACUUGCUUAAACAUGGCCUCAGUUCAAGUGAGAGCGGAGAAACGAUUGCUAAAAGAACCAGGCUGAAUAAAGGCGGGAGUAGUUCGGGACCAGUGAAAUUACAGAUGGUCCAGAAAUUAGCUAUAGCAGCAAAAGCCAAGACGGUUGCAAAACUAAACAGAUCCAAGCAAACCAAAUUAAAGAACACGGAUAGAGGGACCAAGCAUGAGACUGGAAACAAAUGUAUACCUCAAGCUGUUUGGACUGUGCCAGCCAGGGAAGCUACCUCAUUACGGUCCCCAAGAGCUCAGAGUCACGCUGACGCUUCUCCCCCAGGUCUUUCCGUCAAAACGCCGCCUAUCGUACCACCACCGGAGCCUCCAUCCGUCAUUGGUGACCGUCUGCUCAAGAACCAGUGUGGGCAAUGCGGUCGUGUUCUCAGCAGCUCUGCUGGCCUCGAGAGCCACAUGAACCUCCAUACAGGUCACAGACCAUUCCCUUGCACUCUCUGUAGGAAGAGCUUCACGGACGCCGGCGGUCUGAAACGGCACGGCAGAGUGCACAGCAACGGCCGGAGCCAUAUCUGCCAGCAAUGCGGGAAGGAUUUCGUCUACAAGUAUGGCCUCACCAAACAUGUCCAGGUGGUACACACCAAAAAUAAAUCUUUUGUCUGUCAGUUCUGCAACAAGGCAUUCUUCACAAAGUCGGACGUGGACGCCCACGUACGUCUCCACACGGGGGAGAAACCAUUCCAUUGCCACUUAUGUGAAAAAAAGUUUGUCAAGAAGGUGGAGCUAAACCUGCAUCUGAGGUGGCAUAAUGGAGAGAAAAGACAUUGGUGUCCAUUUUGUGGGAAAGGAUUUUUUGACUACAAUAACUGGAAAAGGCACAAGUAUAUCCACACGGGAGAGAAACCAAAGUCUUGUCCACACUGCCCCCAACAUUUUACACAGUCAGGCCACUUGAAAAAGCAUAUCAGAAAUGUACAUAAGAUUCAAUAAGAAGGUAUGUUCUACCCUGCGGUUAGGUGGCGACUUGUCCAGGGUGUACCCUGCCUGAGAUAGGCUCCAGCAUCCCCCGCAACCCCGAAAGGGACAAGCGGUAGAAAAUGGAUGGUUAAAUGGGUAUAUUUUGACCUUUUUUUCAUUUAGAAUGUGUUUGUGACACAUAAUUAGAGGCUUAGUUGGCCACGUGCGUGGACAGCACUUUUUAGCUCUUAUUUCCAAAAUUGUGUACACUACUGAAUUGGGGUCUUAUGGCCGCUUAUGUGGACACUUAUACUGCCAUCUGGUGGUGUCAGAAGAGUAAAACAUACAAUGAAAUUUGGGGGAAAAAAGUGUAAAAAUAAGGGUUAGCAUGUCUCUAAACAUGAAGUACACGUUUUUUUUACUUAUGGACUAAUAGGUACAUCAUAUCGAAAGAUGAUUCUUAGUUUUUAUUCUAAUUAGGGUCGAAUAAGCCCAAAUAGCAAAGAGAAAUAAAAAAAAAAACAUGUAAACAAACAGCUUGGGCCUUAAGAGGUUAAUACUUUAUUUUUAAUUUAUAAAGAAGUUGUUUUAAAAAAUAAUAAUACAACCUAUCAUUUUGGGUUAUUAUUAUUUUUAUUUUUUUGAUAAACUGCACUCUUAUUCCGUUUUGGCUCAUUUUUGGCCAAUUACUAAUUUUGCUGCGCCUCUGGGGUUCCACAGGGUUAAAUUUGAGCAUACUGUACCUCCCUCAACCCAACUACUCCUACUAUGACUUUGUGACAUCAAAGCUCGGAAGAUUAUUUUUACUUUUGUUUUACUUUUAAUGGAAUAAAGAUCCAACAGGUCUUGUGAGUCUCCCCCAUUGACUCAGGAUUUGGAAUUGUAUAUAAGCCCAAAAACAACAUUCAGGGAGAGAGGUGAAGCAGAGCAAAAAUAACCCCACAAUAUUAAAAAAAAUAUAUAUAUUUUUGUCCUUUGAAUUGUUAUAAAUGUAUUUUUUUAUGCUUCCAAUUUGUAUUUUUAUUUUCUUGUGUUCAAAACCGCUGAAUUGAACUUUACUUAUUAAAAUACUGGACAAAC
Messenger RNA from Entelurus aequoreus (snake pipefish), 3736 nucleotides. RefSeq lists its product as uncharacterized. Lineage: Eukaryota; Metazoa; Chordata; Actinopteri; Syngnathiformes; Syngnathidae. Gene Ontology annotation, cellular component: nucleus. The transcript has 5 exons. Bases 116 to 2689 code for a protein of 857 amino acids. The record is from RefSeq and is a predicted model, not a curated record.